AUGCGUAAAUGCAAGAUCUUUGUUGGAUCUUCACAUCCAGAAUUAGGUCAAUUAGUUUGUGAAAGAUUAGGUGUUGAACCAGCUCCAUGUACAUUAAAAAAAUUUAGUAAUGGAGAAACUUCAGUUCAAAUUGGAGUUAGUGUUAGAGAUGAGGAUGUAUAUAUUAUUCAAAGUGGUUCACCUCAUAUAAAUGAUCAUAUAAUGGAACUAUUAAUUUUAAUAAGUGCUUGUCGUGGUGGAAGUGCUAAUAAAAUUACUGCUGUAAUACCACAAUUUCCUUAUUCGAAACAAAGUAAAAUGAAAAAGCAUAGAGGAGCUAUAACUGCAAGAAUGUUAGCAAAUCUUUUGGUGAUGGCAGGAGCUGAUCAUGUUGUUAGUAUGGAUCUUCAUGCUAGUCAAAUGCAAGGAUUUUUCACUAAACCAGUUGAUAAUUUAUUUGGUGCACCAACAUUAGCAAGAUGGAUACGUCAUAAUAUAGAUGAUUGGGAAAGUUCAGUUGUUGUAUCAAAAAAUCCUGGUGGAACAAAAAGAGUCACUGCUUUAGCAGAUUCUUUAAAAAUAAAUUUUGCAAUGAUUCAUACAGAUAGAAGAAGAACUCAAGAUGAAUAUACUAAAAAGAAAGCUUUGAAAAAAGCUAAAAUAGUAGAUGAAGAUGGAUUAGAUGCUGAUGAACAAGAUAAUAUAGUGAAUGAAUUACAAACUGCAAGGAUAGUACAAGGACAUGUUGUUGAUGAUGAUUAUCAAUGUAAAGAAGAAUGUAAAAUAAAUAAUAAAGAUUCAUCAUGUCUUGUUGAUACAAAUGGUUCACAUUUAACAAAACCAAAUAUAAUAGAUAGUGAUGUCUUGGGUGGUUCAUAUGAUGUUGCAAAUUCAGAUGAUGAAGAUGAACCUUUAAUUGAAGAAAAAUUAAUUACUUUAGUUGGUGAUGUAAAAGAUAAAGUUGCAAUUAUACUAGAUGAUAUGAUUGAUAAACCAAAUUCAUUUAUUGCAGCAGCAGAACAUUUAAGAUUGAAUUGUGGUGCAAAAGCAGUUUAUGUUGUUGGUACUCAUGGAGUAUUUAAUGAUUCUUGUUUAGAAGCAUUAACUGAAUCAAAAUGUAUUGAUAAAAUUGUUGUUACAAAUACUUAUCCAAUUCCAAAAGAACAAAUUGAAGCAAAUUUAAAUAAAUUAGUAGUUAUUGAUGUUUCUCCAAUAUUUGCUGAAUGUAUAAGAAGAGAUCAUUUUGGUGAAUCAAUUUCUGUUUUAUUUGAUUCUUUAGCUGCUAUUGAAUGA
This is a messenger RNA of Lodderomyces jiufengensis, 1272 nucleotides long. Its product is annotated as ribose phosphate diphosphokinase subunit. NCBI's taxonomy places the organism in Eukaryota, Fungi, Ascomycota, Pichiomycetes, Serinales, Debaryomycetaceae. The transcript has a single exon. Gene Ontology annotation, molecular function: magnesium ion binding; ribose phosphate diphosphokinase activity. Bases 1 to 1272 code for a protein of 423 amino acids. Gene Ontology annotation, cellular component: ribose phosphate diphosphokinase complex; cytoplasm. Gene Ontology annotation, biological process: ribonucleoside monophosphate biosynthetic process; 5-phosphoribose 1-diphosphate biosynthetic process; purine nucleotide biosynthetic process. The record is from RefSeq and is a predicted model, not a curated record.